Messenger RNA from Scleropages formosus (Asian bonytongue), 2269 nucleotides. It is a transcript of the gene tecrl2a, whose product is annotated as trans-2,3-enoyl-CoA reductase-like 2a. NCBI's taxonomy places the organism in Eukaryota, Metazoa, Chordata, Actinopteri, Osteoglossiformes, Osteoglossidae. The record is from RefSeq and is a predicted model, not a curated record. Gene Ontology annotation, molecular function: oxidoreductase activity, acting on the CH-CH group of donors. Bases 366 to 1109 code for a protein of 247 amino acids. The transcript is spliced from 11 exons. Gene Ontology annotation, biological process: very long-chain fatty acid biosynthetic process.
AUGAGCUCUUCCCAGCGGCUCCACCCAUCACUCUAAGCCGCAUCAACUAUCCGUACUGAUGAUUUGCUCAUCCGGGGUGUCACCUUUGAGCCGCGGGCAGCAACAGGCCGCGGCAAAGCUGCGAUGGGACACUGAGCUGGGUUCCCACGGUAACGGGACUUCCAGAAUCACCAGCUCUCGCAACACCUCCUCAGCCCGACAGCAAGAUGCAGAGUCGAGGGUAAAUGAGAGGAGCCGGAAGAUGAUCAGCUUCCUUCCCUCAGUUCCACCCCAUCCCUGCCCAGCACCAAGGGAUUCUGGGAUAGGAUCCAGACGAGUGCCACCCUGACAAGGACAAGCAGUUAACGCAGGAGGAAAAGCACAAGAUGAUAACUUUGCAAAAGCUUCUUGCUGGGAAAUGUGAAAAAAUUGGCUUUGGACACAUGGGUCCUCAAUUAGGAUGGACAGAGGUAUUUCUGGCAGAGUACAUCGGCCCCCUUCUUAUCUACCCUCUCUUCUAUUUCCGCAUCCCAUACAUCUACAGGCGCAAGUACACACUGACCUCCAGCCCGCACCCGGUGGUCACCCUGGCCUGCAUCUGCUACUCACUUCAUUAUUUCAAGAGGCUCAUCGAGACCAUAUUUGUGCACCGGUUUUCCCACGGUACGAUGCCACUGCAGAGCGCCGUGAGGAACUGCAUUUACUACUGGGGAUGUGCUGCCUGGCUCGCCUACUACAUCAACCAUCCGCUAUACACUCCUCCAUCCUAUGGAAACACACAAGUAAACUUUGCCCUGGUCAUGUUCGUGUUCUGUGAAGUGGGCAACUUCUCCAUCCAUCUCGCUCUCAAAAACUUGCAGAAUGGCGGGUCAAAAUCAAGGAAAAUUCCACACCCUUCCAAGAACCCUUUCACAUGGCUGUUCUUUUUCGUCUCUUGCCCUAAUUACACUUACGAGGUUGGGGCUUGGAUAAGCUUAACGAUCAUGACCCAGACCCUUCCAGUGGCCGUCUUUACAGUCAUGGGUUUCGUUCAGAUGGCCGUCUGGGCAAAAGAGAAGCACAAGACGUACAACAGGGAGUUCAAGAACUACCCAAAACUCAGGAUGUCCAUCAUCCCUUUCAUCUUCUAAGAAAUGAAGGUCACUUAGCUGGCCGUUCGGAACUGGGAUUUCAGCACUUUUAUUAUAGCGAAAGGCCUCUUCUGAUCAUUGGGGUCUACAUGGUACCAUUCCUCCAUAAUUUUUAGGCUUAUUUAAGUCAAUAACCCAUCUGCAAUUUGAUGUGGAACUGAACCUGUCAUUUUAAAAAUGGGUGAGUUGCGAUAAAUGAUCUUAGAGAAAAACAGAAUUCAUGACUCUCACCAUCCUUUGAUGAAUGGCGGUGGCAGCCACUUGACUUCAGAUGACGUUGUUAGGAAUAAUUUAUUAUAGUUCAUAGUGACAGUGCAAUUGACACAGGGUGCAGAGUACGACAGAUUUAGUCAAUUCAUUAUAAGUUCUUGUGCAGGGAUAGAACAACAGAACGUCUUCAAGAACUUGAACUGACAACCUUUUGGUUACAGGUCCCUGAACAAUGAUCUGAAGACACUAUUAGCAAGCGAAUGCUUUCUUCCUCUUUUUCUAAUGUGUAGGAGUCGGAGCUGAAAGUGAAAAGUAGUCUCUAUAUCCUCAUAAUUCAGAAAUAAUGUCACAUAGCAAUACAUUUGUGAAGGGAUUUUGAAGUUGAGGUUGAAAUUUCAUGGAGCACAGGGAGAAGAAUACUUAUUGCAAUGUCAGCCUAUAUAUUGGGUGAAGGUAGAUGAAAAGCAAUAUAAAGCUAUAUUAAAAGCUUCAAAUCAUUUCGCUCUAAAAUGUUUGUGUUUUCUUUUGGAACCACCAGUUUCCUUUAACUUCAGAAGUAUUCAAAAAUAGAUCUAUAAAAUAAGAGCUAUGCCUGAGCUUUUCUCAGGAGCGACACCAGUGCAGUUUAAUAGCCAUAACAUAAUGGCAAUUAUUGAAAAUUUUGCAAAACACGCAUCUUUAAUUAACUUAAAUCACACUGCAUAAAUGGACCUGCAAGGAGUUAAAAAUUGUUGCUGCCGCACUGUUGUUCUCCCAUUUGAAGGAAGGGUUUUUAUACAUGUAUUUUUAGAAAUAUAUUGUCUAAACUGGUAAAAUCUAUCGCUGCACUUACGUAUUAUUAAUGUAAGCUUCAAAUAGAACAAAUACUAUUACAUAUAUCAUAUCAGGUAGAACAGCUGCUAGUGUAGUGGUUAGCGCUGCUACCUUUGAACCCAAAGGUCAUAGAUUCA